Messenger RNA from Nilaparvata lugens (brown planthopper), 1604 nucleotides. RefSeq names its product serine-enriched protein (gene gprs). The coding region runs from base 400 to 1587 and encodes 395 amino acids. Lineage: Eukaryota; Metazoa; Arthropoda; Insecta; Hemiptera; Delphacidae. The transcript has 9 exons. The record is from RefSeq and is a predicted model, not a curated record. Gene Ontology annotation, molecular function: protein binding.
CUGUUUUGACUUUUCAACAGCAACAGGCUUGCGCAAUGGCAAAUUCAUCUUUGAAAAUCAAUACAAAACUCUCAUAUUAUGAGCUUGAUGUUGAUAAUACCUUGAGUAGCAGUUUAUACUCUUGUAAUUCUCCAAAACUCCACAAGUUAUCAAACGUUUUUAUUGUGAAAAAGUGUUUAGCUAACCUAGGUACAAGGAACCAAUUCUUUUACUAUCAAAACAUUUUCUGUCAACAGAAGUUUUGCUGAAACUACGACAAAUAAUUUAAAAUCACCACAAAAUAUUGAAAGAGCUCACCUGUGAGCUUUACAGUUUUUUAUCAAGAUGAAGUGAAAUAUUGUUGUGAAACGCUUUCGAGUUUACCUCGAUCCGGAAUCAGUUACGUUGAUUUGAUCGAGUAUGCCCGAAGUGCAACCAUCGGUGAGCUGCGUGGGUGCCGGAGCCACCGCCCUGGUGACCCUAGGCGGGGGUGGAGCCGAGGGGGGCGCUGGUGCCUUGGUGGACUUGGAGCCUGACCUGUCCACAUUCGAGAACAAGACAGGCCUCGCCGAGGACAUGAAGUUUCUGGCGUCGAUGCCUGAGCUGUGUGACGUCACUUUCCUCGUCGGCGACACGCGUGAGCCGGUCUGCGCCGUCAAGGCUGUGCUGGCCGCAAGAAGCAGGGUGUUCCAGAAGAUGCUUUACCAAGCUCCCAGUCCGUCACGAAAGAAAGAACCGCCACCCAAAGAAAACAAACUACGGCUAUUUCUGAAACGGAGCAGUGAACCGCUGCUAAAUCUCCAAAAUGCGGCCGCUCAGCCGAGCUCCAACCAGCAUUUCACACUGAUUGUGGAGGAGUUUGAGCCUGACGUGUUUCGCCAGCUGAUUGAGUACAUUCAUACAGGGUGUGUCACGCUACAACCCAGGACUCUGUUAGGUGUGAUGAACGCAGCCGACUAUUAUGGGCUGGACGCACUGAGGCAUGCGUGCGCCGGUUUCGUGCAGUGCUGCAUCAAUGUGGACACUGUGUGUGCCCUGCUUGCCUCGGCCGAACGCUACAUACAGUACAAGUGUACUAAGUCCCUAGUGCAAAAGGUAUUGGAAUUCGUAGAUGAGCAUGGUAACGAGGUGCUGAACCUGGGAUCGUUCACUCUGCUCCCUCAGCACGUGGUCAGGUUGAUUUUGGCCCGGGAGGAGUUGAGAGCUGACGAAUUCACCAAGUUCCAGGCGGCUCUAAUGUGGAGCAAGAAGUACUGCGACAGCAAUCAGAACACAGUCCUCAAAGACGUGAUUGGCAACUUUUUGGAGUACAUCCAGUUCCAUAAGAUACCUGCCAACGUGUUGAUGAAAGAAGUGCAUCCGCUCGGUCUGGUGCCCUACUCCAUCAUCAUGAACGCUCUCGCCUAUCAGGCAGACCCAACAAGUGUCGAGCCCAGCAAGCUCUCCCCAAACAGAGUGAGACGCUCGGCGCAGGGUCGCAGCAUGUCGGUGCAGUCCUCGCUUGACCCAUACGGCAGCAACACCACUCUGUCAUCGUCCGGCUCCAAUCAGAGCUCCGAAAUGGCAGUAAAGGCAGCUGUCACACGAAGCAAGAGUACCAACAUGUAGAAAAUCGAGAUUUUUUU